AUGACUUCUACACCCUAUAUCGAAAUAGACUGGUCUUCCACUUCACAACAUUCUUAUCCUCAACUCGGUGAACCAACGUCACCUGAAAAUGACUCAGAGAAUAUUUUACAUAAUACUGAGCCGCUGACAGUACUUUCUUCUAAGGAUAUUUUUUUCCUUGAUAUUGAUGAUAUCUAUCCUUUUACAUACUCAACUCUUCACUUUGAAGAUGAUGAAAUGGAAGAAACCUAUGACAAUGAAGAUUACUUUCAACAACUACUAAAUACUGCACUAAAUGCUGAAAUAGAAGAAGUCAGAUUAGAAGGAAAUAAUAUACCUUCAAUUUCCAACACUCCUUUAACCCCAAUACAGGACAAUAUUCCUUUAUCGUCUCCGGAUACUGUGCCUAUCUCAGAAAAUUUACCCAAAGACGGGAAAAAAACUACCUUGCUGAAACGUCAUUUUCAUUUUGGCAUUUAUAUUCCUUGCCCUCACAUUAACAACCCUGAACAUUUUCAUAAAGACACACAAUGUGGUAUCCCUACUCCCUUUGUCAUGUCACGACAUAGAAGCGCAUGCAUAAUUCAUCAACGUACUUUUUCAAAAACACACAUCUUCAAGAAUAUCAAAAAGAAACACGAACCAAAAUCAGAACAUAUACCAACAGAUUUCAUUAAUGACAAAUCCUCUCACACCAAUUUAUUAUAUUACAGAUGGCUUAAUGGUAAAUCAAAACGUAUUACCUCUAGACGACUGGGUAUUUCAUAUGAUAGCAAUAUUCAUGCUAGAGAUCCUUCUACAACAUUCAAACAGGGCAACAGACACAUGUAUCAAAAAUUACCUGUUCGACAUUUAUUGUACAAACAUUCUGACUCAAUUCCAAAUGCUGACGAUUACCCGUUCUUGGUUCCUUAUUUCACGAUGGAUUCAAAUCAUAAGAAACAAAUCAUGACAAAACUCACUCAAGCGUCAUCAUCUACCGGUCCUUCUGCACCACCUAAUAAUUAUAAUCCAAUUCCAGAUGUAUUCAUACCUAAAAAAUAUCGUGAUAUUAUACCAAAGGAUCUGAUUUACAUGAAUGAUCGUUAUGUGACUCCUGGAUCGAGAGAAUGGUUUACUUAUAUGUACAACGUUGAUGAAUCUUAUUAUCCACCAGAGAGUAGGACCCCACGUUACAAUGCUAAAGGGAAAUAUGUAGCAAGAACUCCAAUAUACCGUUCAGAAGUAGUAGAAAAUUACGUACCAUCACAUAUUGUAGAAAAAUCUCAACUACGUAGGACUGAAAAAUUGAAGGCGGACGCUUUAACAAAAGAGGCAGCAUACCAUGGAACUACUUCCAAGUAUUACAAUUCUCACGCUAAUAUCGUUAGAUCUGUAACGAAUGCAUCAAAUAGUUUUCACGAAUGCAUGCCUAAAUAUUUAGCCAAGAGACAACAAAACCAUGAAUUCGGUUUCAGUAACGCCACGUUGGAUAAAAAUCUUAAUAAAUUUCUCAAGAAUAACAAUAUCUGA
Messenger RNA from Rhizophagus irregularis DAOM 181602=DAOM 197198, 1491 nucleotides. NCBI's taxonomy places the organism in Eukaryota, Fungi, Glomeromycota, Glomeromycetes, Glomerales, Glomeraceae. The record is from RefSeq and is a predicted model, not a curated record.